This is a messenger RNA of Entamoeba histolytica HM-1:IMSS, 2070 nucleotides long. RefSeq names its product sodium/sulfate symporter, putative. The record is from RefSeq and is a predicted model, not a curated record. Gene Ontology annotation, cellular component: plasma membrane. The transcript has a single exon. NCBI's taxonomy places the organism in Eukaryota, Evosea, Mastigamoebida, Endamoebidae. Gene Ontology annotation, biological process: transmembrane transport. The coding region runs from base 1 to 2070 and encodes 689 amino acids.
AUGGAUAUAAGAAAAUCAUUAAAACACUUACAACCAUAUAAAGGAACUAUUUUAUUUUUUGUUAUUUUUACUAUUCUUUUACAUUAUUUAUACUUCCUUGAUUGGUAUACUCAUUAUGAAACUCAGUUACAUAAUACAACAUAUUUAUUUUUAAUGAUUUUUGAUAUUAUGCUUACUGUUCUAAUUGCUGAUGUUAUUAAUCCUGGUAUUGUUGUUUUUAUGACUGUUACCAUUUUAAUGGCUUUUGGUGUUAUUAAUUUAGAUGAAGCAUUUAUUGGAUUUUCUGAUUCUUCUACAUUAACAGUUAUGGUUGCACUAAUACUCUCUGCUGGAAUUAAUAAGGUUCAAAUAUUAGAUAGAAUUAUUUAUUAUUUAUUACCUACAACAAGACAAGAAUAUGUUUUUCCAAGUGCAUUAAGAUUUCUUCCAUUUGUAAUGAUAUUAUCAUUAUUUUUAAAUAAUACACCAGUUGUUGCAAUGUCAAUUCCAUUAAUUCAAAGUUGGGCAAAAACUUCAGGACAUUCAGCAAAUAGAUUAUUAAUGUCAGUUUCAUUUUGUGCAAUUUUAGGGGGAAUGAAUUCUAUUCUUGGCACAUCAACCAAUAUGGUUGGAAGAGGUUUGGUGUAUCAACAAAUAGAAAAAACAAAUUCUUUAUUUAAUUUAAAUUUACAUUUUGAAAUGCCAUUAUUUGAAAUUGGAAUUGUUGCAUUUCCAUUAGCUAUUGCAGGAUAUUUUUAUUGUUCAUUUUGUACUUCAUUAUUAAAGAAAAGGAAAUGUGAGUCAGAUUUAAAUGAUAAAUGUGAAGACGAGUUAUUUAGAAUUGAUGUAGUUAUUACUAAAAGUUGUCCUUAUAUUGGUACAGACUUACAAAAAUCUCCAUUACAUUCUCCUCCAAAUGGUAGAGUUAUUGGUGUUAAAAAGAAAGAUAUGUAUCAAGAAUUAUGGAGUUUUAAUGAUAAAAAAUCAGUUAGUACAAUUCCUGAAUCUAAAAAUGAAGAACAAUUAAAUACUGAAAAUACAGAUACAUCAACAAGUGAAAUUACUUUUCCAGAGAAUUAUUUAGAUGGUGUAGAAUUAACUACAGAUGUUAUUAUUGAAGAAAAUGAUGUAUUAACAUAUGAAAUCCCAUUAAAAGGAAUUACUGAUAUAUUAAAACAAAGAGGAAUUAUUAUUGAAAAUUUACAAACAAGAAACCUUAUUGAAAACUAUGAUUUUAAUGUAUAUGAAGUUUGUAUUAAAAAAGGAGAAACUGAAUUAAAAAGAAAAGACUGGUAUGGAGUUCUUGCAUUUAGUGGUAUUGAACCAAUAAAUGAAAUUAAUGAAAACAGAAAAUUUAUUAUUGUAGUUAAAAAAGAAAUAUUACAAUCAAAAGAAUUCCUACAACCAUUUUUAAUUGCUAAACCAAUUAAUAUUUUUAUUCCUCGUCCUUUAGAUAUUCAAAAAGUAAUUAUUGCAUUAGUCGCACUUGCAUUUCCAAUUUUUAUGGAUGUGUUUGAAUUAGGUAAUUUAAUUGAAUAUGCUUUAAUGAGUGUAUUAUUAUUACUUGGUACAAAAGUAUUAACAAUUGAAGAAGUGUUUAAGGCAAUUGACAUUCCUUUAUAUUGUAUUCUGGGUGCAUCAUUUGGACUAUCAACUGCAAUGGUAAAGACAAAUGCUGGUUCAUUACUUGCAUUAACUUUAACGCGUUUAUUUAAUCCCUUUGGUAAAUUAGGAAUGUUAGCAGCACUAUAUAUUCCCACUUUAUUAUUAACACAACCACUUAGUAAUACAGCUGUAGUUGCUGUUAUGUUUCCUGUAGUGUGGUCUGCAUAUUGGGGAAAAGAUCCAUAUGGAGCAGAACGAGGAAAAAUAAUUGGGUUAAAGAGUUCAAUGUAUACUAUGAUGCUUGCUGCAAGUGAAGUAUUUGUUCUUCCAAUUGGCUAUCAAACAAAUAUGAUGGUAAUGAUAGAAGGAGGAUAUACUGUAAGUGACUUUGUUACUUUUGGAACACCAUUAAUGUUGAUAUCAUUAAUAAUAUCAAUAGGAAUGCCAUGGUUAGUAUUUGAAGUUUUAUAUCCAACAUCCUUGUAA